Austrofundulus limnaeus is the source of this 1431-nucleotide messenger RNA. RefSeq names its product fermitin family homolog 1. Gene Ontology annotation, molecular function: integrin binding. Gene Ontology annotation, cellular component: focal adhesion. Gene Ontology annotation, biological process: integrin-mediated signaling pathway; cell-matrix adhesion. The record is from RefSeq and is a predicted model, not a curated record. Lineage: Eukaryota; Metazoa; Chordata; Actinopteri; Cyprinodontiformes; Rivulidae.
UGUUUUCACUCCAGUCCAGAGGGAACCUUAUUCCUGAUUUAUUUCGCUCCACAAGAAUUUUCUGGGAAUAAUUCACCGUCAGAAAACUUAAGGGCCAUGAUAAAAGCAGCAGAGGUCGGMGAUACAUCAUGGGAACUUUCAGUGCAGGUGGAUCAGAAAGAGGGAGUCGAGUCGAUGAAAUUCAAACUUCGGGUGAAAGGAGACUUGCACGUUGGGGGGCUCAUGCUCAAGCUGGUGGAGAAAAUCAAGGCUCCUCAGGACUGGUCAGAUCAUGCCCUGUGGUGGGAGCAGAGAAAAUGCUGGCUGCUCAAAACUCACUGGACUUUGGACAAGUAUGGAAUUCAGGCUGAUGCUGACCUGCGCUACACCCCCCAGCACAAACCGCUGCUGCUGCAGCUCCCCAACAUGAAGACGAUCAGGAUCACGGUCUGCUUCUCCAGCGUGGUGUUCAAGACAGUGUCAGAAAUCUGCAGAGUUCUCAACAUCAGAAGAUCAGAGGAGCUGUCUUUGCUGAAACCCCCUGAUGAUCCCUCCAAAAAGAGGAAGAAGAAAGAGAAGAAUUCGCCUCAGGAUGACAUCUGGGACAUUUGGGAUUCACUUAAUGGGGGACCGGGAGGAACAGGUUCCAUGUAUGGUAAGACCAUGACAGCAACCUACGACCCAGAGAACGGGAUGCCGAUGUCUGCCACCAGCCUUUGGUUCGGAGAAAACCCUCUAGCUGAGUGUCAGCCAAAUCUGUCCCCCGCCGAGCUCGCCAAGCUCUACCAGCCGCUGUCUCUAGUGGACAAAGCAACCAACAACGCAGGGUGGCUGGACUCGUCGCGUUCUCUCAUGGAGCAAGACAUCCAGGACGACGACAAGCUGCUGCUUCGCUUCAAGUACAACGUCUUCUUUGAUCUCAACCCUAAAUACGAUGCUGUGAGAAUAACGCAGCUCUACGAACAGGCCCGCUGGGCCAUCCUGCUGGAGGAGAUUGACUGCACUGAAGAGGAAAUGUUAAUGUUUGCUUCUCUGCAGUAUCGCAUUUGCAAGCUGACGGUGUCGAGCGAGCCGCUGGACCACUCCAACGACCCAGAAAUCGAUGAAGUAGAGGCCGCCCUGUCGAACCUGGAGGUGACUCUUGAAGUCGGGCACACAGACAGACUUCUGGAAGACAUUACAGACAUUCCAGAGCUGGCAGAUCACCUCCGGCUGUUUAGGCCCAAACGACUGAGUCUGCGGUCAUACAAAGAGUACUGGUUUGUGUUUAAGGACACCACCAUCUCUUACUACAAGAACAAGGAGGCCUCCAGCGGCGAGCCCAUCGAGCAGUUUCAUCUGCGAGGCUGUGAGGUGGUUCCCGACGUCAACGUCACAGACAAGAAGUUCGGCAUCAAGCUCCUGCUCCCAGUUGCCGAUGGGAUGAAUGAAGUCUACAUCCGAUGUGACAAU